AUGAAUAGUACUUCUUGGGAUUAUGGCAAUCCUGCGAUAGGGACACCAUACCUGAAUGCCUACCUUGCCAUCACGGCAUACUCUAUCACCACAUCAUCAUCAAUAUCAGGGAAUUGUGUCGAACAUGCCAUCUCACCGACCCCAUUGAUUACCGUCUACAUAGCCAAUAUCACAUCCUCAUUAGAUUUCUUCCGCUUCUUACCUACGUCUAGUCUAGCAGGGUUAACAGGCGUGGCGGGAGAUGCUGUGUUUAGCAGCCUUGAACAAGAUGGCUACUCCUCUUUUCUGGAUGACGCAUACUCUGACAUUUUAGCCACCGAAGGAUUGGAAGGCUGUACUGCUUCAAUACCGCCGUCACAACGCAUUCCAACGUUCGUGGGAGCUCGAGCAGCAGUCUCAACGACAGUAGCCUCUCCGGCAACUCCAGCGGAAGGCUCAGCGGCAGUACACUCAGCCGAAAACUUGACUGGGAGCUCAACACCAGGGAGCCGUGGCCAUCCUACGCAAAUCAUCAUCCUCUCUGUUGUAUUACCAACCGUCGGAAUCAUGAUACUUCUGUUCUGCUUCAUCAUCAUCCGUAGAUACCGGAACAAACGAAGCCAGGCAGCCGACGCGAUGCAUCCAGAAAAAUCAUCCGACGCGCAACUCUACGUGGAUCAGAAAGCAGAGUUGGAAGAUGAAGAACGGAGGAGGCAUGAACUAGAAGCCGAAAGAACGAGGCAUGAGUUGAACGGGGAAGACACCGUAUUCGAGAUGCCCGAUAACGGCGACUCACGGAUGCAUUCAGCGUCGUCCCAUAGACCCCACGAGUUGAGAGGAGCGGAACAUUCACAAGAACUCGAAGUCCCAAGCAACGUCUGA
Molecule: messenger RNA, 861 nt
Organism: Letharia columbiana
Lineage: Eukaryota; Fungi; Ascomycota; Lecanoromycetes; Lecanorales; Parmeliaceae
Exons: 2
Coding region: 1-861 (286 amino acids)
Source: RefSeq, a predicted model, not a curated record